Molecule: messenger RNA, 4137 nt
Organism: Nannospalax galili (Upper Galilee mountains blind mole rat)
Lineage: Eukaryota; Metazoa; Chordata; Mammalia; Rodentia; Spalacidae
Product: short transient receptor potential channel 2
Exons: 23
Coding region: 232-4026 (1264 amino acids)
Biological process (GO): base-excision repair; single strand break repair; regulation of cytosolic calcium ion concentration
Cellular component (GO): cation channel complex; nucleus; membrane
Molecular function (GO): inositol 1,4,5 trisphosphate binding; damaged DNA binding; store-operated calcium channel activity
Source: RefSeq, a predicted model, not a curated record
GGGGCCAGAAGGCAGAGGUCACGGGGCGGAAUUGGCGGGAGAAUGCGAUUGGAGUCCAUGAGCUGAGGCUGUAGCGUAUCCUUAAGGGGCCUGGACGCGGGAGCAAUGUGAAGAUUCUUGUUCUCCCAGAAGCUGACAAGACCAAAUCAUAAGCAAUGCCAAAGUGGUGAUAGACAAAAUCUCGGGAGGAAGCACAUUUGCUUUGUGCUUGGGACAGCUGGUCUGCCUGUGAUGGCUCCUGUGAAGAUCAGCCACGUGGUCUCCUUUUCCUCUCAGGAUCCCAAGUACCCUGUGGAAAACUUGCUGAACCCAGACAGUCACAGGGGACCUUGGCUCAGCUGCCCUCAGGACAAGAGUGGGCAACUGAAAGUGGAACUACAGCUGGAGAGGGCAGUGCCUAUUAGCUACAUCGAUGUCGGUAACUGUGGCUGUGCUUUCCUGCAGAUUGAUGUGGGACGUUCUUCCUGGCCCCCCAACAGGCCUUUCGUCACCCUGCUCCCUGCAACCAUGCUAAUGUCCCUCAGUGACUCAAAGCAGGGGAGGAACCGCUCAGGGGUCCGGAUGUUUAAAGAUGAUAAUUUCCUGACUCCAGCCUCGGGAGAAUCAUGGGAUCGACUUCGACUGACCUGCUCCCAACCUUUCACACGUUAUCAAUCCUUUGGCUUGGCCUUCUUUCGGGUACGCUCCUCUCUGGAUUCCUUAGCUGACCCUGUGAUGGAGCCUUCAGCCUCUGGGAGUUGUGGGCUGAGCCCGGGCUCCCCUGAUGCUCAGGAAUCUGAUCCUAGCCCCUGGCUGGCCAAUCCUUCUAUCCGGAGGACGUUCUUCCCAGAUCCCCAGACGAGCGCUAAGGAAAUGUCAGAGCUCAAGGGCAUGCUAAAGCAGUUGCAGCCAGGUGCACUGGGGCGGUCAGCCCGCAUGGUGCUUUCUGCUGCCUGCAGGGCACCUCCAGCCAGUGUGGCAAAGAACAACCAUGUGGAACCAAGUCCCAGUCAUCCAAAGAACGCAGACCCCAGAACAAAGGAGCAAGAAGAAAAAAAUGACAUGGGCAGGACAAAGAGAAGAAAAGUACAGGACCAAAGGCGUCUGUCCAACUUGAGUUCUCGGACAAAUAGGAGGGCGGUAUCCAGAGCAAGGCAAAGAGAACACCAACCCCACGCCCAAAACAGUGUUGUCCAGUCUAGUGGACACUGUCCCAUUUGCGCAGGCUCCUUCAGCAUUGAGAUUCUUCCCCUGCAUGCUGCCACUUGUGGAGAGACCUCCCCACCUCAGCCAGCUUCUCCCUCCUCCUCCUCUUCCUCCUCCUCCUCCUCCUCCUCACAGUCUGUACUGAGAUGUCAUUGUGUGGUAUUAAUACUAGUUCCCCUAUCCCCAAGGUUGCAACCCAACUGGAAUGAGAUUGUGAACAAAAAGCUCAAGUUCCCACCUAUGCUUCUGAGUGCCAUCCAGGAGGGGCGGCUGGACCUGGUGCAGCAGUUGCUGGAGUCAGGGUCAGACGCCGCAGGCACUGGGCCAGGUCCUCAGAGGAAUGUGGAGGAAGCUGAGGACCGCUCCUGGAGGGAGGCUCUCAACCUGGCCAUCCGCCUGGGCCAUGAGGCUAUCACCGAUGUGCUGCUGGCCAAUGUCAAGUUUGACUUCCGGCAGAUCCACGAAGCGCUGCUGGUGGCAGUGGACACAAACCAGCCAGCGGUGGUACGUCGCCUGCUGGCCCGGCUAGAACGGGAGAAGGGUCGCAAGGUAGACACCAAGUCUUUCUCCCUGGCCUUCUUUGACUCAUCCAUUGAUGGCUCCCGCUUUGCCCCUGGAGUCACUCCACUCACCCUGGCCUGCCAAAAGGACCUAUAUGAGAUCGCACAGCUGCUCAUGGACCAGGGCCACACCAUUGCCCGGCCGCACCCAGUCUCCUGUGCCUGCCUUGAAUGCAGCAAUGCCCGCCGCUAUGACCUGCUCAAGUUCUCCUUGUCCCGCAUCAACACCUACCGGGGCAUCGCCAGCCGCGCCCACCUCUCACUGGCCAGCGAGGAUGCCAUGCUGGCUGCCUUUCAGCUCAGCCGCGAGCUCCGGCGCCUUGCACGCAAGGAGCCCGAGUUUAAGCCUCAGUACAUUGCUCUGGAGUCACUCUGCCAGGACUAUGGCUUUGAGUUGCUGGGCAUGUGCCGGAAUCAGAGUGAGGUCACCGCAGUGCUCAAUGACCUGGGUGAGGACAGCAAAACAGAGGCUGAGGCUGAGGGCCUGGGCCAGGCCUUUGAGGAGGGCAUCCCUAACCUGGCAAGGCUGCGGCUGGCUGUCAACUACAACCAGAAACAGUUUGUAGCACACCCCAUCUGCCAGCAAGUUCUGUCUUCCAUCUGGUGUGGGAACCUGGCCGGCUGGCGUGGAAGCACCACCAUCUGGAAGCUCUUUGUCGCCUUCCUCAUCUUCCUCACCAUGCCCUUCCUGUGCAUUGGGUACUGGCUGGCACCCAAGUCUCGGCUGGGCCGCCUGCUGAAGAUCCCAGUGUUGAAGUUUCUGCUACACUCUGCCUCCUAUCUGUGGUUCCUCAUCUUCCUCCUGGGAGAGUCCUUGGCCAUGGAGACACAGCUGAGUACCUUCAAAGGGCGCAGUCAGACUGUCUGGGAGACCUCACUACAUAUGAUUUGGGUCACAGGCUUCCUGUGGUUCGAGUGUAAGGAAGUGUGGAUCGAGGGCCUACGCAGCUACCUUCUGGACUGGUGGAACUUCCUGGAUGUGGUCAUCCUGUCUCUGUACUUGGCGUCCUUUGCACUGCGCCUCCUCCUGGCUGGGCUUGCCUACGUGCACUGCCGGGAUGCCUCAGACAGCACCACCUGCCGCUACUUCACCACUGCUGAGCGAAGUGAGUGGCGCACAGAGGAUCCCCAGUUCUUGGCCGAGGUGCUCUUUGCUGUGACCAGCAUGCUCAGCUUCACCCGCCUGGCUUAUAUUCUGCCAGCCCAUGAGUCGCUGGGCACUCUUCAGAUUUCCAUUGGCAGGAUGAUCGAUGACAUGAUCCGGUUCAUGUUCAUCCUCAUGAUCAUCCUGACUGCCUUUCUCUGUGGCCUUAACAACAUCUACGUGCCUUACCAGGAGACAGAGCGGCUGGGCAAUUUCAGUGAGACAUUCCAGUUUCUCUUCUGGACCAUGUUUGGCAUGGAGGAGCACAGUGUGGUGGACAUGCCGCAGUUCGUGGUACCUGAGUUCGUGGGCCAGGCCCUCUAUGGCAUCUUUACCAUCGUCAUGGUUAUUGUGCUGCUCAACAUGCUCAUUGCCAUGAUCACCAACUCCUUCCAGAAGAUUGAGGAUGAUGCUGAUGUGGAGUGGAAGUUCGCUCGCUCCAAGCUCUACCUGUCCUACUUCAGAGAGGGCCUGACACUGCCUGUGCCCUUUAACAUCCUGCCUUCCCCCAAGGCUGCUUUCUACCUUCUCAGGAGAAUUUUUUGGUUCAUUUGCUGUUGCUGCUCCUGCUGCAAAGCCAAGAAGCCAGACUACCCCCCGAUCCCCACCUUCACCAACCCUGGGGCAGGGACAGGGCCUGGAGAAGGAGAACGUGGGUCCUACCGCCUUCGUGUCAUCAAGGCUCUGGUGCAGCGCUACAUAGAGACUGCCAGGCGUGAGUUUGAGGAGACCCGUCGGAAAGACCUGGGCAACAGGCUGACAGAACUGACCAAGACUGUAUCUCGACUACAAAGUGAGGUGGCCAGUGUGCAGAAGACCCUGGUAGCAGGAGGGAUGCCACGGCCUCCUGAUGGUGCCAGCAUCCUCAGCCGCUACAUCACCCGAGUGCGCAACAGCUUCCAGAACCUGGGCCUCCCCAUCCCUGAGACCCCAGCAGAACUGAACAUUCCAGGACUUGUGGUGACCGAAGUCUCUUUAGAAACUGGGCUUGAUGCUGCUGAAGAGUCUGGAACUCCAGCUUCUGGAGAGUCUGGCCCCUCCUCCUCUGCUCCUGUGAUGGUGCACCAGGAGCAAGAACCAGAGAGGGCAGGAGACCUGCCCCUGGAGGAAGACUCAGAGACUAAGGGAGAAUCCUAGUGCAAUGGAAGGGUUUCUUGUCAUGGAGUACAGCAGCCUAGUUGGGUAGAGAAGGUCCCAUAGAAGCCCAGGAUGCUUUCCUUGCCUCCAUGAAAUUUCUGCUGUGGCUGU